Molecule: messenger RNA, 3297 nt
Organism: Rotaria socialis
Lineage: Eukaryota; Metazoa; Rotifera; Eurotatoria; Philodinida; Philodinidae
Source: the annotation of a GenBank genome assembly
AUGAAACUGAUCUAUUUCUUCAUAUUAACAAUUUAUCUAAGUACUAUUUAUUGUUUGCCUCAAGUUCGUGUUCUUCCACAAUCUAUUGUAUUACUUUCAUCGUCAGAAGUACGUUUAAAAUGUGAAAGCAGUGACACACCAUUUGUAUCCGUUACUUAUUGGACUCAUGUUGGGCAACGUAUUGAAUUCAAUCCAUCGAUUAUUGAAAUGCACGGAAAUGAAUUACGCAUAUAUCAAUUUGGUGAUACUGCUUAUACACAACCGGGUGCUUAUUCUUGUGUUGUUUCAACACGUUACGGUUUCAUUGAAAGCGAACCAGCUAUGCUAAGUUUACCAACUUUGGAUCCAUUUAAAAUAUCAACCAAUGAAAAUAAUAUUUUGGAUAUAAUCGAAGGCAAUACUGCUAUUAUACCAUGCGAAUUGCCGAAUGGAAAUCCAAGACCAAUACCAAUUUUUAGUUUAGAUAAUAAUCGUAUAGAAAUUGAAACAAAUUCAAAUCGAUAUAAAAUUUUGCCAAGUGGAAAUUUACAUAUAAUUGAUGUGAAAAAAUUCGACUCAGGAAAAUAUCAAUGCUCAGCAAAAAAUCUUUUAACUGAACAAAUUGUGAACAAUAGUCAAAUAACAAUUUUACAAGUACUAAAUAGACCAUCGAACAGUCGAGAGCGUCAAGCACUUUCAACUGUAUAUAAACCACCAGUUGCUUCAAGAAUCCUUGUUGGAAAUAAUUUUUCUAUUGAAUGUGCGAUUGCUGGCUGGCCAAAACCAAUUAUUGAAUGGGAGAAAUAUGGCGAUGUUCUACCUGAAAAACGAAGUCAAGUUUUACAUGGUACACUAUAUCUAUUCGAUAUACGUUUGGAUGAUCGUGGAACAUAUAUAUGUCGAGCAUCGAGUUCAAAUGGACAAUCGGACAUUGCCUAUACUGCUCUCUUAGAAGUUUUAGAACCGCCAAAAAUGAUUCAACGACCCGAUUCAUUGAUUCAAAUUACGAAAGAUGAAACUCUAUCAAUCAAAUGUAGUUUUCGUGGUCGACCUGAACCUACAAUCAAUUGGUUAUAUAACGGAGAAGAAUUCACUAUGCAUGGAUCACCAAUUACAGAUGGAGUUCUAUCAUUAACUCAAGCUAAAGAAGGUAUCUAUCAGUGUAUUGGUCGAAAUCCAUAUGGCAUUGCUCAAGCAAAUGCUGCUGUUGUUUUUCCAAAUCAUAUUAAAUCUAAAGAAAAAUUCGAAAUUGAAAUUCCAUUAAAAAAAUCUUUAAUUAUCUUUGGUCCAAAUAAUAUAACUGCCUACGAGGGCGAAACAGUUCAACUUCAUUGUUUGACACAACCUGGUUCAACUGUUCAAUGGUUGCAUAAUAAUGAGAUAAUUAAUAUAAAUGUGAUGCGCCGUUAUGAAAUGCUUUCCUCUGGUGGCUUACGGAUUGUAUCAGCACAGAAAACAGACAGUGGUAUCUAUAAAUGCAUUGCAUCAAAAGCUGAUUUUGGUAUUGAUACAGCAAAAUGCUUUGUUCAAGUUAGAGGUCUACGAUUCAAUAUACCUGUAUCAAAAUUGGAAAUAAUUGAUAUCAAUCAAAUUGAUAAUUAUUCGAUAAAAUUAUUCUGGAAAAUAAAUGAAACCAUUGAAAAUUAUCUCAGUUCUAUACAAAUACAACAUCGUUUGAUUCAUCCGAAAACAUCUUGGACGACCAUAGAUGAUUCCUAUAAUCGUUCCAUGGAACAUGCUAUUAUUGAUAAUCUCCAGCAAGAUCAAACAUAUAAAUUUCGUCUAAUUGGCUACGAUGCUACUGGUAAACAAUUAGUUAUUAGUGCAGCUAAACAAGUUAUAUUAAAAUUAAUGAAAAAUCAACCAAAUCCACCUAUACCACAAAUAAACGAAGCAUGGAUAACUAAUGAUCAACAAAUAAAUUUAAAAUGGCAGUUAUUAAAUAAUACCGAUAGUGAAACUAUCGAUGGUUUUGUAAUUUAUUAUCGAGCAAUAAAUUCAAAAGUGAAUUUUACAACAAUAACAGUACCAAAUCUACGUUAUCCUCCGAUCGAUACAUAUACGAUCACAUCAGUUGAACCAGAUCAAAUCUAUGAAUUACGUAUGACAACUUAUUCUAAUCUUGGCGUGAGUCCUAUGAGCAAUUCUAUUGAAAUCUCGAUUCCUAAAUUUUCAACUGAACAACGUUCUCGUACAAAUCAAUUAAAAACACCAUUGAAUCUUGAUGAAAUUCUCGAAAAUAUUACGAAAAUUCAAUAUCCACCUCCUGUGAAACAUAAUUUAAUAACACAAUCAUCGAUGCCACAAAAAAGUUCUGAUAUUCUUUAUUUAAUUAUUGGUAUCAUUGCUGGAGUUCUAUUAAUAUUAAUUAUGAUACUCAUUGCAAUGUGUGUAUUAAGAUUACUACAACAGAAAAAAUUAAUCGCACAUGUCAAAUCUGGUAAUGCUUCCGAAUAUUAUUGUGAAGGUUUACAUAAAAAUUUAAAUCCUGAAUAUGCAACUACGCCUUGUUUUCAACAUGGUGUCGUUUCUGUUGAUGGUAAACUAAUACCUGUUGCCUAUCCAACUAAUGCAAAAUCACCAAAAAUCUAUCAUCAUGCUUCAUCACAUAAUGCAAUAAUAGAUGAAAAUGGUACAAUACGUUUAAAUAUAAAUCCAAUCAAUCGCUUAGAUAAUGAUAAUACGCAAGAAAAUUUUUAUCAUACAUUAACACCUUUUAAUUCUUAUGGCCCAUAUGAAGAAUAUCGAUCUACAGCUUGUUCCUACAAUAAAACAGUUGAACAUCCAGCUAUGUCAUCAUGUGUAAUGCAUCAUCGUUUAAUUAAUUACUCAUCGGACACACUUCCUUUAAAAGUACCUUCGAAUAGUAGUAAAAAGACUGAUAAUCAUGAUCCUUGCCAAAUACAUGGAGAACCUUUCUCUCAUUUACAUUAUCAUCAUGGUACGUGUCAACGACAAUAUAAAGGACAAGAAAUGAUUACACCAUUAGUUCACAAAGUUCAACAACACGAUGCAUGUGAUAAAAAAUUUUCGUCAUCAUCAGUCGGCGGUGGACAUUAUUGUACACAUUCAUCGAGUGAUUCGACUCGACCGUUAUUGGAAUCUGCUCAUCAAGAAAAGCAACAAGUAAAUGAUAACUUUCAACACUCAGCCCCACCUAGUACAGGUUCAUCGUCUUCGUCCAGUGGUGUUAGUUCAUCGAUUGAAUCUCCGUAUAACCAUUGGAAAUAUUUAACACCAUUAUCUGUGAACAUAUCGAAUGAUAAAAAUCAGGUAUCAUCAACUAUUAUUGAACCGAUACCAUUAUCGUCAACUUAA